Messenger RNA from Durio zibethinus, 1380 nucleotides. RefSeq names its product riboflavin synthase-like. Gene Ontology annotation, biological process: riboflavin biosynthetic process. Gene Ontology annotation, molecular function: riboflavin synthase activity. NCBI's taxonomy places the organism in Eukaryota, Viridiplantae, Streptophyta, Magnoliopsida, Malvales, Malvaceae. The record is from RefSeq and is a predicted model, not a curated record.
UCGAUCUGCUCAGACAGCUACUCCAACGUGAGUUUAUGGUUUUGACCACUUCGGAGUUCGGACAAAGCGAACUUGCUCUUUGCGCUUUUUUUUUUUUUCCUCGAGAAACAAACGGAGUAGAGAAGAAAACAAGAAGCAAAGAGGAUGCUGCUCUCUACAUCUCUGAAUUCACUCGCCGUAAUCCCCAAAGCCUCUCCAUCUAAAAACCCAAUAAUCUUCAACCUCCUCAAAACUCCAUCAUUGAGAACUCGCCUCAAAGCCAACCCCAUUUCGAAAUCCUCUUCUCUUUUUACUAAACCAUCCAGAAUCAGACCCAAGACCCAAUAUUUCCAAAGCCCCAAAAUCCAUGCUCUCUUCACCGGCAUCGUGGAAGAAAUGGGUGAAAUCAAGCAAUUGGGUAUGGCGGAUCAUGGCGGUUUCGAUCUCAAAAUACACGCGAAAACCGUUAUAGAAGAUGUUCACCUCGGUGACAGCAUUGCCGUUAAUGGAACUUGCUUAACAGUGACGGAUUUCGAUACCCUUUUGGGAGAAUUCACGGUGGGGUUGUCUCCUGAAACCCUAAGGAAAACUUCAUUGAGUGAAUUGGAACCCGGGUCAUUGGUGAAUUUGGAGCGGGCUAUCCAGCCCACAGGCCGGAUGGGAGGCCAUUUCGUGCAAGGGCACGUAGAUGGGACAGGGGAGAUAGUGGGGAAAGAGGUGGAAGGGGAUUCAUUGUGGAUUAAGGUUAAGGUUGAUAAGAGUUUGUUGAAAUAUGUGGUGCCCAAAGGGUUUAUAGCUGUGGAUGGAACUAGUUUGACUGUGGUGGAUGUGUUUGAAGAGGAACUUUGUUUUAAUUUUAUGUUAGUUGCUUAUACACAGCAGAAAGUGGUGAUUCCCUCGAAGGAAGUUGGGCAAAAGGUGAAUUUGGAGGUUGAUAUUCUUGGCAAGUAUGUAGAGAGGCUUCUCAGCAGUGGUUUUGUUGAUUCAAUUAAAGGCUUAUGACAUGCAGAAAUGAUAAAGGUGCUCUCGACAUCAGUGAAACGUGUAGUAAAAUAUUUCAAAUUCCAGAAUCCAGAGGCAACAGGUUUCAAAUAUUUCAAUUCAAUAAAGGGUGCUUUUGCCUGGGGCUGACCUCCAUAACUAAAACUUCCCAUUCAAGAUCUUGAAUUAAGUCCACUCCUUCAAUUGACAUUCAAGUAAAGUUGCAGUCAUCUUGGCACAUGUUUUUGUUUUUGAAUAAAAACUAGAAUACUGGUUUAUUUAUGGAGAUGAAAUGGAUCAAGAGAUGCAAAUAAAGCUGCUUUUUAUGUUUUCUUUUGCUAUUUAUUUAUGAGAAUCUAAAGUGAUUGAGAUGGUACUGCAUUUUUUUUUCUUAUGUGACUUUUUGCUGCAAUAAUGCAG